Daldinia childiae is the source of this 2187-nucleotide messenger RNA. Its product is annotated as Killer toxin subunits alpha/beta. The coding region runs from base 1 to 2187 and encodes 728 amino acids. The transcript has 11 exons. The record is from RefSeq and is a predicted model, not a curated record. Gene Ontology annotation, molecular function: hydrolase activity, hydrolyzing O-glycosyl compounds; chitin binding. Gene Ontology annotation, biological process: carbohydrate metabolic process. Lineage: Eukaryota; Fungi; Ascomycota; Sordariomycetes; Xylariales; Hypoxylaceae.
AUGCAAGAACGGAGCUUGUUGUGGUGUGGCUACUGCGGCUAUGGCCCCAAGUAUUGUGGAAACGGAUGUUCCAGUAAUUGUGACGCCCAUGCAGAAUGCGGUCAAUACUCAGAGCCUCCUAACCAGGAAUGUCCUCUGAAUGCUUGCUGCUCGCAGUUCGGGUUUUGCGGGACAACAAAAGACUUCUGUAAUGACAAAUGCCAGUCCAAUUGUGUCGAACACCCCAAGCCUCCAGGGGUUGGAGGCCCUCGGAUGACUUUAUCUAAAGUUAUUGGAUAUUGGGAAGCCUGGAACGAUAGAUCCACAUGUCACCCAGGGAAAGCCACUGAUCUUCCGAUCGACGCUUUAACCCACGUCAACUACGCCUUUGCCUAUCUAGAUCCCCAGUCGUUCAAAAUCACCACUAUGGAUGCUGCUACUCCGGUCUCUACUUUCCAAGACUUGGCUGAUCUCAAGCUUUUAAACCCAAAUCUAGAGAUAUUCGUGAGCAUUGGCGGCUGGACCUUUUCGGACAAUGGAACGGCUACGCAGCCUGUUUUUGGAAACAUUGCACAGAGCGCUACUAACAGACAGACUUUUGCAAAUAAUGUUCUUCAGUUCCUCGAUUCGUUUGGUUAUGACGGGGUGGACAUUGAUUGGGAAUACCCUGGUGCCCCUGAUAGGGGAGGCAGCAAAGAUGAUGGCGCUAACUACGUACUAAUGCUCGAGGCGCUGCGCAAGACCUUUGAUGGGUCUGGACGUAAACUUGGAAUUACUUUCACAGCUCCUUCAUCGUUCUGGUAUCUUCGAUGGUUCGAUCUACCUGGCAUGAUGAAGCAUGCAAAUUGGGUCAACCUAAUGUCUUAUGACCUUCAUGGCAUCUGGGAUAAUUCCAAUCCCAUCGGCUCUAUUGUUCAGGGUCAUACAAAUCUUACAGAUAUCAAGCUAGCGGUGGAGCUCUUUUGGCGAGUUAACAUUCCCCCGUCUAGGAUUUCUUUCGGUUUUGGGUUUUAUGGUCGAGGCUUCACUCUAGCAGAUCCUAGCUGCAAGACGCCUGGUUGCCCCUUCAGCGGUGGAGCCAAUCCCGGGCCAUGUACUGGGACAAGCGGAUACCUUGCGUACUACGAGAUCCAAGACAUCCUGAAGAACAAAAAACGUGAUAUCACACCAGUCUACGACAAAGAGGCCGCAGUUAAGUACCUUGCGUGGAACACUAACCAGUGGAUCUCGUAUGACGACGAGGAAACCUUCAAGGACAAGAUCGAAUGGGCCGAUAGUAUUGGCUUCGGUGGUUCGCUCAUUUGGGCUUCAGAUCUUGAUGACUACGAACUCACAGCUCACAAGGCCCUCACGGGCAAGAAAGAUAUCGGCACAGCACUAUCUUUGGCACAAACCCAGAAACCAUUUGCAGCGGAGAUCGACGCAAGCUUUGGUUCAAACUGUUACAAGGAAAAAAAUGAAUUCAAACAAAUGUGCGAUAUCCAAAUGUCCAAGUGGUUGCUUCAAACCGCCUAUACCGGCCGUCUUCCCGAUGGUAACACCAUGAAGGCGGCCACUUUAACCGCCAGCAACAUUGCUGCAGGGUGGAACAAGCCCUACGAUGUCCCUCUGAAUAAGCUAGUUGAGGUUGUCACCGACCAGAAAGAUUGGUUCCCCCCGGAUUGCCCGUCACAGCGAUUUGGUGUCAUAAACGGAGACUACGGCUACAGGUACUCCCUUUUAUACGUUGCCGCCCAAUUGAAUGCUAUUAAGGGUAGAAUAUUCCGGAACGUGAAUCCAUUGAGUGAGGCCAAAUUGAAACAAUUGCUUGACACAGCUAUCGCGGGAGGAUCAGAUGCCGGUUCGGCCAUCAAGACCAUUAUCGAGGUUUUGCAGAUGACUUUUGGUGUCUUCGAAUAUAUAAACGAUUCGAGCAUUGCGAGCACCAUCGAUCGCACACGAGCUGAUCAGCGACGGGAGAUACAGAACAUGGAAAACCAUAUCAGCGAGCUGAGGGGAAUAGCAGCUGUAUGGGAUGAAUUCGAGCCUGCGUAUUAUGCCAUGGUCUCGGCUAGAGCCACUAGAUUUGUACUGUUUACCACGUCUUACAUCACAUUACGUCUGGGUCAAACCUAUGUAAACAGCGACCUAGCGCGGCUAGCUUGGACUGCUGCUCAACUAAGUUAUAAAAUUGAUCGGUUGGUUGUUCAGACUGGCAGCAUUGGUUAG